CUCGACCCCCAUGGCCGGCAACCUGGGGGCGCCCUCGGCCGCCGGCGUGGCGCCCCGGCCGGAGGAGGGGAAGGCCCGGGCCGGGCGGCCGGGCGCGCGGCUCUGGGAGGACACGGAGCCCCCGGCGAAGAAGCUGAGGAGCGGCGAGGACGGCGCGCCGCCCCGGAAGCUGCCCAAGAGGAAGAUCGUGCUGCUGCUGGCCUAUUCGGGGAAGGGCUACCAUGGCAUGCAGAGGAACGUGGGGUCCUCUCAGUUCAAGACCAUCGAAGAUGACCUGGUGUCCGCCCUCGUCCGCUCGGGUUGCAUCCCCGAGAACCACGGUGAAGACAUGAGGAAGAUGUCCUUCCAGCGCUGCGCCCGCACGGACAAGGGUGUGUCUGCCGCUGGCCAGGUCGUGUCACUGAAGGUGUGGCUGAUUGAUGACAUCUUGGAGAAGAUCAACAGCCACCUGCCAUCCCACAUUCGGAUUUUGGGGCUGAAGAGGGUCACAGGCGGCUUCAACUCCAAGAACAAGUGUGACGCCAGGACGUACUUCUACAUGCUGCCCACCUUCGCCUUUGCCCACAAGGACCGGGACCCCCAGGACGAGAGCUACCGGCUGAGCGCCGAGACCCUGCAGCGGGUGAACAGGCUGCUGGCCUGCUACCAGGGCACCCACAGCUUCCACAACUUCACCUCGCAGAAGGGCCCGCGGGAGCCCAGCGCGCGGCGCUACAUCCUGCAGAUGUACUGCGAGGAGCCCUUCGUGCGCGAGGGCCUGGAGUUCGCGGUGAUCAGGGUGAAGGGCCAGAGCUUCAUGAUGCACCAGAUCCGCAAGAUGGUGGGCCUGGUGGUGGCCAUCGUGAAGGGCUACGCCCCGGAGAGCGUGCUGGAGCGCAGCUGGGGGCAGGAGAAGGUGGACGUGCCCAAGGCGCCGGGGCUGGGCCUGGUCCUGGAGCGCGUGCACUUCGAGAAGUACAACCAGCGCUUCGGCAACGACGGCCUGCACGAGCCUCUGGACUGGGCGCAGGAGGAGGCCAAGGUGGCGGCCUUCAAGGAGCAGCACAUCUUCCCCACCAUCGUGAGCACCGAGCGCGGGGAGCGCUCCAUGGCCCAGUGGCUGAGCACGCUGCCCGCCCACGACUUCAGCGCCUCCGCCCUCGCCAGCUCGGGUGCCAAGGUCCCCAGCCCCCUGGAAGGCAGUGAGGGGGACGGAGACAGUGACUGAGGCCGCGGAGCCACCGGCCGCACGUGUCCAGAAGCUGGGGCUGCCACGUCUCGCCGGCCGCGUGAGGGCUGCGGACACACGGGCCUGCCCCGGCCACGGCCUGGCCUCUCACCUCAGGGCCCCAGAUUCUCAUACGGGAACCCUGGCCUCGCCUGUCAGCUCAGCAUGUGAAGACGCUAUUUUUUUAAGGAAGUGGUUUUCUUAAAUACGCGAUUUGCUCACUGAGUCCUGCCUCUUCUUUGGUGGGGUGAGUGGAGCACUGCUGUGUUAGGAACAGGCCCUGCCACCCCCACACACGUUUCCGGGGGUUCUCCUGGAGCUGGAGCCCUCACCCUGACCGGCGUCUGGGGAACUCUCUGCCCUCCUUGCCCCUGCCAAGGACCCGUCCCCCCUCCUGAAGAGGAGCUGGCCUGGGCAGGGAGGCCACUGGGAGCCACGGUCAGGGUCUUGGUAGCCAGCCCCUCUCCCAGCCGUGACCCACUUUGAUAGAGAAGCAGUUCUCUGGGAGCCAGGGAGCCCACGCCCCCUUGGCUGCCCCGUGCUGCGCCCUGUGCUGACGAGCAGCCGGCCCAGCGAGGGGAAGAGCGGCCAGCAGCACUGGGUGAGCAGGGUGGCCUGCAGGACCUGGCUGGACCGGCCUCGAGGAGUGACCCGCGGGGACCCCUGCCUGCAGCUGGAGGACGGCCCAGGGAGUGGGAUUUGGGUCAGGAAGCCACCACUGCCCGUGUCCCUGAGCUGCUGGCCGGCCUUGCCGAGUUUCUCGGCCAUGGGUGCUGCACACUGGAGUCCUGCUCCGGUGUGCGGCCGAAGCUUUGUGACGUCACCACACGGGGUAGAGUUAGGCACCAAGGCAGCUCAGGGGAGGGAGAAAACCCGUUUGAAACAUGGAGCCAGGGUACGUCCAGGUGGGUUGUAAGCCCGAGUCUGAAGGCCCAGGUCACUCUGUCCAAUGAGAGGGACAGAGCGAGAGCCGAGGCCGGGAGCCGUGUGGGUGGCAAGGUC
Molecule: messenger RNA, 2209 nt
Organism: Lepus europaeus (European hare)
Lineage: Eukaryota; Metazoa; Chordata; Mammalia; Lagomorpha; Leporidae
Gene: PUS1
Product: pseudouridine synthase 1
Exons: 5
Coding region: 11-1207 (398 amino acids)
Biological process (GO): tRNA pseudouridine synthesis; mRNA pseudouridine synthesis
Cellular component (GO): nucleus
Molecular function (GO): RNA binding; pseudouridine synthase activity
Source: RefSeq, a predicted model, not a curated record